This is a messenger RNA of Neurospora tetrasperma FGSC 2508, 432 nucleotides long. RefSeq lists its product as uncharacterized. Lineage: Eukaryota; Fungi; Ascomycota; Sordariomycetes; Sordariales; Sordariaceae. The coding region runs from base 1 to 432 and encodes 143 amino acids. The record is from RefSeq and is a predicted model, not a curated record. The transcript has 3 exons.
AUGUGGCAUCUUACCCUCAUUGUCCUCUCCUGCUCAGUUGAGGGCAAAAUACCCGCCCACGAAAGACAAACAGUAGACCAAGCCUACAACCCUCAACAGACCUCCAGCUCAGAAUCCACACCAAUACGUACAAGUACACUAGGAAACGUGGUGGCCUACAACCAGCUCAACGCAGCCCAGAACGACAUCUUCCAGCGGCCUGUACCGAACCCUCAGCGGAUCAACCCAAGGUAUAUCGGAUUCCCCUUUCCCGACGAGAAGAAUGAGAACGUCAUAGAUGCAGACCUGGAGAAGAAGACGCAGAUACUCGAUAUCAGGUCAGGAAAUGCUAAGCUCGCUCUUUGUCCACAAGGAGUUUCCCGUUUAUGCUGGUCACGAGUGCCGACGCCUUAUUUCCCCAAACUCUGCGUGGUCGCCAAUGACGGCGGGUGA